CACUACUAUUUUAUUUUAYAGAGAACAUCRUCCAAGAAAACCUGAUGCMUACAAAACUGACAGCACCAACAAGUUUUAUGAAGUCCACRGAAGGCAAAGACAAGCAACCAGUUACUUCUUAUACUGUUUGGACAAGUCAGACAACAACACAAGCGACAGAAAAGAAGAUGUACAUAAGUGAUCCUGUACCUAUGAUCAGUGAUCGUUUUUGCUUCUACUUGCCUGUGAUUGGAGUUCUUAUUGUAGUAGUGAUUGCUGUACGCGAUCUUCUUCGUUGGAAGCUAAACAAGUACUGCAUCUAUAACGUCAGUGUACGUCCCACAUCCAAACAAGAUGUCGAAUGCACCGUAUGCCAAUCCGAGGGAACUCGUACUAAAGAGGAGGAAAACCUCUACGAAGAAACAGAUAUUUAAUAUAGCAUAGACUAUCAUAUAAAGUGCCUUGUUUUAGAAUGUUUUAAGUAUAGACAUGUUUAAAUUAAGAUUGUUUAGUUAUGAAGCUAUGAAAGGACCUUAAAGUGCAUUUGAACCCUUUUAAAAAAUCAUUUUACUCAGACGGUGCAGUGAUAAAACUAACAUGGCAAUGAUCUGCACUGAAAAAUACAUUUGUAGGUGAUUUCAUAUCCAAGAUCCAUAAUAUCAUUGAUAUUUUAUUUUCACACUAGUUUGCAGCGUUCUCGGAAAGCUAUAUCAUUGUUUCGAUCGUGUCUAAAAGUACAUACGAGUGACCACGAGUGACCACGAACUCGUGGUCACUCGUGGUCAUUCGUGGGCACUCGUGGUCAUUCGUGGGCACUCGUGGGCACUCGUAUGUACUUUUAGACAUGAUCCAUUGUUUCACUAAUUCUCGGUUAGUUAUAGGUUGAAUUUUUAGCGUUAGAUUGGUUUUGGAACAUUCAAAAGUUUAAAGUUCUCAUAAAGAUAUAUUUCAAAA
This is a messenger RNA of Exaiptasia diaphana, 933 nucleotides long. RefSeq lists its product as uncharacterized. The transcript has 3 exons. The record is from RefSeq and is a predicted model, not a curated record. The coding region runs from base 45 to 413 and encodes 122 amino acids. NCBI's taxonomy places the organism in Eukaryota, Metazoa, Cnidaria, Anthozoa, Actiniaria, Aiptasiidae.